Paraglomus brasilianum is the source of this 2118-nucleotide messenger RNA. Lineage: Eukaryota; Fungi; Glomeromycota; Glomeromycetes; Paraglomerales; Paraglomeraceae. The record is from the annotation of a GenBank genome assembly.
AUGGCCGAGGUACCAUAUUUUGGUGCGAAGGAAGUUGACGGACAUCACUUGUCUGAAUUUCCGAUUGUAUUCUCUGCGAAUUCAAAGUAUUUCUAUAACAGCGCAAGAUCAUCGAUAAGAAUAUACAGUGUCGAAACUGGCGAUGUUGUAAGGCAUUUAUCAAUAUCGCCAAGUGAAGCUGGUCAUACUGGCAAAAUCACGUGUCUUGAAAAAAACCCAAAGAAUCAAGAGGAACUAAUCUCUGGCUCAUUGGAUGGCAAAAUAAAAUUCUGGAAUACAAGGAAAUCGGGGACAUUGAUUGCGACUUAUGACGUUGGCCAGCCAAUUAUUCGAAUGGCUAUAAGCGAUAGUGGACCUAAUAACAGUAUAAGAAUAUUUCUUGCUACUGAAGUUAUAAGUGCCGCUCGUGUCAUGUACCGAUCAGAGAUAAUACUUUUGACUGUAUGGAGACCAAAUAAGUCACAUAUAGUUACUCUGACUCGGUCAAAGUAUCCAUGCUCUGGAUUGGGUGUAUAUGCUGACGGCAGUUGCGCUGUUGCAUCAUACAGGAGGAAUUAUGAUGUAAUUGUAUUUCCCAAUGGAUCAGAUGUAAUAGUAGACAGAUGCACGCAUCCGAAAGCUGUAACCGCAUUGGCUGUUCAUCCGAAAUUACCAAUUGUUGCAUUAGGCGACGAGACCGGAGCCAUUACUAUAAUACGACAGCUCGGAGACAGAUCGGUGGGGAACCCACCCUCAACUAAGUAUCAUUGGCAUGCACACCGGGUGAUGUAUCUUGCCUACUCACUCAAAGGCACAUAUUUAUUAUCAGGCGGUGAGGAGGGUGUGUUAGUCGAAUGGCAUAUUGAUUCCGGCCAGAGAAGAUUUGUUCCUCGUCUUGGUGCGGAGAUAAAGGCUAUUUCUGUGAGCCCAGAUGAUACUAUUUAUGCCGUAUCAUUAGCGAACAAUACAGUGAAACUUGUGGCAUCGAUGAAUCUAGACUUGAAACAGGCCAUUCAAGGAUUGCAUGUACAGGGAAAAAGACGAUUAGAAGAUGUCACAGCAGGAUUAACUAUCGAGCCUCGCACUUUUAAUCUGGUCAUAAAUGGUCAACCAGGCUCUCUUCAAUUUUAUGAUGUACACUCUGAAAAACAUGUGUUCGAUCUUGACGUUUCUCAACAGAGUCUCGUGUCAAGAACAAACAAUGAAGAGAUUACGCGAUUUCAAGUGGUUUAUGUGGCAUUCUCCGCCGAUGAACGAUGGAUGGCUACAGUAGACACACGAGAUGAUAAAGAACACGAAAUGGAAUCUUUUCUAAAGUUUUGGCGAUAUGACGACAAUGAGUUGACAUACAUCCUACACUCACGAUUGUCGAUUCGACGCAAAGAGACAAUAAUAUCAUUAGUUUUUGAUAAUGCAAAAAACGAGGGAUCACCUAAAAUUGUUACGACUAAUGUUGAUAAGAGAUUUACAAUAUGGCAACUAAAAGAACAGUCUAAUACUAAGGAUGCUGAUGGGGAAGUGGUUUGGGUAGAAGUGUUUAACGGGCUGUAUAAAGAUUAUAAUCCCCAUGCGGCAGCAUUUUCUGAAGAUGACAGUAUUUUGGCGGUCACAUUUGAUUCAAAGGUUACACUAUGGAAUACUUCAACGUAUCAGUUAUUUGAUGUACUUGAUUGCCUGCCUACAUCUGACAAAUUGACGCAUGUGACGUUUAUCAAUGGCUCGGGCGCAUAUCUGGUUGCUGCAUCACCUGAUCGCAUCAGCGUAUGGAAUUUAAUUACUAAUAGCGUCUGGUGGUCCGCUAGUUUUCCUGUACAUCAUCUUGUAGCAGAUGCGGAUGGUUCAACGUUUGCAGUAGCAGGCAACGCCGAGAGACGAGGAAUCAAGAAAUGCUAUGUGUGCAUAUUUAAUCCACGUUCUGCUGUCCCGGUGGCGUUAAGAGAGGUGGAUGGAAAUAUUCAUGCAAUGGUUUAUUUGCCGUCAAGAGCAACGAAGAAUACGUCAAAGGACGAAGUUGCAGAUAUCACUUCGAAUAGUUCUUCGAAUAUCAUAUAUGUCAAUAAUUAUUGUGAUCUACACAUGCUCCCGACAAUAGAUGAUGACUCUAACACAAUACAAUUAAAAGAAACGAUCAGACAAUAA